CUGCCCCUCCAUUCCAAUCUGUGGGCUGGUUUGGUACCUCACUUCAUCUCUUCCCCAGUGCGCCGCGAUUUUGACCUCGUUGGUGCGGCUUGAGGCGACACAUUGCCAUGUAUAGAGCUGUACAAAAAAACAACCACCUAGCUCGUAAGACCGACAUAAAGGAUGGCCCCUUGGCGGGACGAUUAUCUGGCCUCGUUGCAAGAGGCGGAGCGCAACAACCCCGUGAACAAGGACCUAGUCGAAGCUUGCUCCCAGCUCGCAGACCGCGUCGCAGCCCUCGAGGCCGAAAAACUGGUCUGGGUUGCGGGCCCGCCGACUGCCACGACCACCAAGGCAGCAACGCCAGCACCGUCGAAGCACUCGUCUACCAACGAGGCCGACUCUACGGCCUCGUCCGCCGAGGGCGCAGCGCAGCUCCGCCUCGACCUCGCUGAGGCCCUCCGCGGACGUGGUCAAGCACAGACUCGUCUCAAAGCCGCCGAGGCCGAGCUUGCAACCUUGCGGUCCAAGAAUAGAGUCGACAGCAAGCGCAUCGCCGAUUUAAUGUCUGAGCGCAAUGCAUUGACAACUAGGUUACGGGACCUGAACGAGGAACUCGAAAAAAAGAGGAAGUUCCUAAAGGACGUCCAAGAUGAGAAUCUCGCGCUGAACAUGGAGCUAAAUAUGUGUUUGCAAAGGGAGACUAAGGUACAGGCCGAGAACAAGGAGCUUGUUGAUCGUUGGAUGAAGAGGAUGGCCCAUGAGGCCGAUGCCCUGAAUCUCCAGAACGAGUCACCCAACACGAAUCAUAGAUGAUAGCAACACACGACAUUAAAAGGAAAAUUGUCCAUCAAUGCUAUGCCUGGUAUCAUCUACAGCUGCGCCAUCUAUGCAGGAAUGCAGAAAAAGUAUACUAUAUGACCUUAUUUCCUUGUGGAGAUGUAGUACUCUCCAUCGGAUCCGGUCCAGCUCACCCAGUUCUCGUGAUACCGGAA
Molecule: messenger RNA, 974 nt
Organism: Xylaria bambusicola
Lineage: Eukaryota; Fungi; Ascomycota; Sordariomycetes; Xylariales; Xylariaceae
Product: autophagy-related protein 16
Exons: 4
Coding region: 163-795 (210 amino acids)
Source: RefSeq, a predicted model, not a curated record